This is a messenger RNA of Naegleria fowleri, 2640 nucleotides long. RefSeq lists its product as uncharacterized. Lineage: Eukaryota; Heterolobosea; Eutetramitea; Acrasida; Naegleriidae. Bases 1 to 2640 code for a protein of 879 amino acids. The transcript has a single exon. The record is from RefSeq and is a predicted model, not a curated record.
AUGUCCAAAACAAAGGCUAUCGUCCCUCCUUCCACUUCUAAAAAGAAGUCAUCCUCUUCGGAAAGCGUAAAAAAGAAGAAGGAUACCAUUCCUACUCCGUGCCUUGUUCAAUUUACAAAUUCUCUUUCUGCACCUCCUAAUUUGCAAAAUAUUCAUUUUUCUUUGGUCAAAAAAGAUGACGAUCCAACACCUUUUCUUUUCGGAGAAUCAAAAUCCAUGCAAUAUACAUCAUCAUCAUCAUCGACCAAUUCAUCAUCAAACAAAUAUUUAUUGGCUGUUGUGAAAUCGUCAAAUCAAAAACCAUCAUCAAUUAUUGAAAUUCCAGAAUGCUUCAUUGUCAAGGAAGAGUCAAAACAAAACCUUCAAAGAAAAGAUAUUCUGAAGAGAGAAUUGGAACAAGGAGGAGCAGACGCCCUUCAACCCGAUAUGACCUAUCAACAUUUCUUUGAGAAGAGAGUUAUAGGAGGAAGUGAAGUUGCCGACUCAUUAUUCAAUUCAAAACGUUAUGCUCGAUUGAUGCAAAAGAGAGCCACUUCUACUACCACGUCUUUGAAAGCAGACCAAAUGGAAAAUUUAAAGAUUCUUGUGGGAAGAAAUAAUCGCUCUUCUUCAAUGGCAACCAUGAGACAAUACAUUCCAACAUUGAAUAUUGAGGCAGAAACAGUGAAUGACUUAUUUGACCUUAAAACGGAUUUAUUGUUCGAUGACAAACACUUGAUUGAUCAUUUCAAAGGUAAACAUUGCAGAAACAAGUCACUUCAAAGAGUGUGGAAAGUCCUCGAAGGUGCCACCAUGGAUAAUGGUGCAUUAACUGAAGAGGCCAACACAAGUAUUACCUCAAUGACCGAGUUCAAGAAUCUUCCAUCAUUUUUGCAAGAAUAUUUUGGAAUCAUUAUUCAACAAGGAAAUUGGAAUGCCAUUGCCAAAAAGAAGAGAAGAAGGAAAAAGAAGUCUGAUGACGAAGACGAAGAAGAAGGAGAAAAAUCUAGCACUGCUGCUGCGGAAAAAGACGAUCCUUUCCUUCCAGCAGAUGAAUUGACAGAAGAGCAAUUUUCAUCAUUCCUGCAAGCGAUUGCAUCUGACAUUCCCUCACUGGCUCAAUACUACAUGAUCAUGUUGGGCAUUUUCCAAAUUGCUCAAGCUCGUAAUGUGAAAGACCAUGUUGCAGCCAUCUUGUCAACCUGCUACGUUCAAGGUACUUUGGACAAGAAAGCUGUACAAAAAAUUGGAAAGAAAGAACAAUCUUCUCGCUCCUCUGUCAAGUUCACAAGCAUGGCAGACAUUUUUCCAAAUCCUCCAAUUGAGAGCAUGAAAACUCAUCCCUAUCUCUACCUUCCAAAAUCAUCACAAACUCUUCAGGACUUACUGCUGCGAUUGUGUGUUCCAGAAUUUACAAAGUCCUCUCCAAGACAUUUCCAACAUUUGGUGUUCAAUCAAUCGGUUGGAAAAACUCUCCUCAUUCGCACAGCAAAUCAUUUACUGGUGGCCGUUCUUCUCAUGUGUAAUUUCUAUGUGAAAAAGGAAUUUAUUGUUGCCUUGCAAAAAGACACCAGACUGACUGUUGAGAAAUUACUCGUUUGUUUCAAUGCUAUGGGAGUUAUUCCAGACUCUAAUCAAGCAUUUGUUCACAGAACGAUCAGAAAUUUGGUUCGUGCUGCAAGUGGAGCCGAUUUUGCAAGUGGUCCCAAAACAAAACUAAGUCUCAUUUCAACAGAGGGUCACGGAGCUCAUCCUGCACAUGUGAAUUUUUAUCUAAGCUUACCAAAAAUCAAGCAAUUAUAUGGCGGUAAAGUUGCAGCUGAAGCAGCCUCAGGAUCAGCAUCAACAACCUCCACAAAGAAGAGAGAACCCACAAAGAAGAAGGAAAGUGAGGAUGAUUUAUUGGUUGACGAGGAAAGACCAUCCAAGAAGAAGGUCAACCUUGAUGAUGACGACGAUGAAGUGAUGAAAACAAAAGAACCUACCAAAAAAUCCACAUCUUCAAACAAAGCAGCCGAAAAGACAAGUACUUCCAAGACCACUAAACCUUCGAAGGAAUCUACAUCAUCCACAACCAAGAAACAGAGCGCUUCUGUGGUGGAACCCACCAAACCAACCAAGUCCAGCAAACAAAAAGAGGAAGAUGAAAACAUUGACGACAUGUCUGACGAAGAUGACGAAGAUAUUGAAAAUGACCUCGAGGGAUUGCUAACGGCAUUCCAAGCUCAAGAAGAUGAAGAUUUCGAAGAGGAUGAGACUGAGGAUCGAGCUGACCAAGAGGAUGAAGAUGCAGAAAUGGCUGAACUUGUGGACGAAGAGGAAGCAGAACGAGAACGACCUGAGGUAUCUGAUAACGAGGAGGAACUUGUUGAGAAUACGCUCGACGAGGAUGAGGAAGGUCAAGAUGCAAUUGGCGCCUUACUUGAUACCUUGGGUAAUGAGGACGAUCUUAUGGAUGAAGUAGACGAAAACGAUGAAGAGGACGAUGACGAAGUAGGAGUAAAGGAAGCUCUUAGUGGAAAGAAAAAGAGAAAGACAAUGAAUGAUGCUGACGAAGAUGAAGAGGCUGGUAUUGUGAAAUCCAACAAGAAGACCAAACACGAUUUUGAGCAGGAUAUUGAAGAAGGAGAGGACGAAGAGAGCGAGGAAGACGAAGAAUAA